AUGCUUUUCUCAGGACAUAAGGCAGGGAAGACCAGAGGAGUGUUACCAGCAACACAAAAGGCCUGAGCCAGAUCCACAAAUUUAUCCAGUUCUCCUAAGGUGACCUGAACAGGCAGUGCUGCUCUCCAGGAGCAAUGAGCUGGAAGCAAAGUCAGCAGCUGACAGAUGCCAUCUAUUACCUUGACAGAGAAUAACCCCGGAGGGCUGGGAAGAGUCAAGACAAUGUGUGCAACGAUGCUGAAGAUAUUUUCAAUUCUUGCCGUCCUCGCAGGCCACGUCGGCGGCGUUGUGGUGACUGUCCCUGAGAAGACAGUGAAUGUCACUACAGGUGGAAACGCCACCCUCCUCUGCACGUACACGAGUUCUGCACCGCUGGGAAACUUCUUCAUUCAGUGGAGCUUUUACAGUGCCAAAGAGAGCCAGCUGCACACUAUCUAUUAUUAUUCAGGAGGCCAGUCUUACUCCUAUGGAGCAUUUAAGAACAGGAUAACAGCUGCAACAGGUCCAGGGAAUGCAUCAAUAACAAUCUCCAACAUGCAGCCCUCAGACACUGGUUCCUACACCUGUGAAGUUUUCAGCCCUCAGGGCGAUGCUGGACAGAGUCAAAAAUCUGUGAUUGUCAAUGUGCUGGUCAAACCAUCAACACCUUUCUGCAAAGUAGAAGGAACACCUGAAAAAGGGCAUCUGAUCUACCUCCUGUGCAGAUGUGAAGAGGGAUUGCCUCAUCCCACCUACCGCUGGUACAAAGUCGAGGAGAACACCCUCAAGCCUGUGACUGAACAAUUUAAUCCAAACACUGGCAUUCUUUACCUUGGCAAUCUCACCACCUUUGAAACUGGCUAUUACCGGUGCGUAGCCAGCAACGUCCUGGGGAACAGCACCUGUGAGCUUGACCUAACAGCAAAACAUUCAGACAGUGCUAUUGUUGCUGGAGCAUUAAUUGGAGCGAUCCUGGCAGCUGCUAUCAUUUGCAUUAUCGUCUGGGUCUUAACCAAGAAGGCAAAAAAUAGGAAGUCUCCAAAUAAUGAGAUGCAAGAAAUGGCUCAGAAACAAUCCAAUGCAGACUAUGUUCAGGUACCUAAUGAAGAAAACAUUCCUGCGACCACAGUUCCAUCGAGCAAUGCAACAAUGGAAUACCCGAGUGUUGAUGAAACAACAGCCCCUGGAACACCUGAAAACAAUGAGAAGCAAGAAGCAGAAAAAGAAGAAACAGCCUAG
This is a messenger RNA of Pipra filicauda (Wire-tailed manakin), 1218 nucleotides long. RefSeq names its product V-set and immunoglobulin domain containing 1 (gene VSIG1). The coding region runs from base 166 to 1218 and encodes 350 amino acids. NCBI's taxonomy places the organism in Eukaryota, Metazoa, Chordata, Aves, Passeriformes, Pipridae. Gene Ontology annotation, biological process: epithelial cell morphogenesis; maintenance of gastrointestinal epithelium. The transcript is spliced from 9 exons. The record is from RefSeq and is a predicted model, not a curated record. Gene Ontology annotation, cellular component: plasma membrane.